GUCAACUGCUUUCACCUUUCAUCGCGCAGACUAAAGCAUGACGAGCAUUCUGCUGCACCAAAACUUCAACUUCGUCAUAGCAUUAGUUCUUGGAGUUUCAACGGCCUUUACCAUCCUCUUGCUGCUACUGCCAUCCAGCUACAGCCCAUCCCAGGAAGAUUUUAUAGAUGACCAUGCACCACCUGACGCUGCCGCCGACGGCCAACAACACCGAAGGCGGCAGGUCAAAGCAAAGACGUCGGUGCAAGUCGUAGUGCUUGGAGACAUAGGCAGGAGUCCACGUAUGCAAUAUCAUGCUAUCAGCAUAGCCAAACAUGGAGGUCGUGUAGAUCUCGUCGGCUACACUGAUUCAGACUUUCAUCCUGAAAUCCAAGGCAAUUCACGCAUCAACAUCAUUCCAAUUGCGCCGCCUCCAGGCUUUCUCAGAACGAGCAACCGAGUGCUGUUCCUCAUUAUUGGACCUCUGAAAGUUCUGUGGCAGGUAUGGAGCUUGUAUUAUGCCUUGGCUUAUCGAUCCAGGCCAAGCCAAUGGAUGCUCGUACAGAACCCACCGUCUAUACCAACAUUAGCAAUAGCAUCAAUGAUAUGCUUUCUACGGAACACCAAGUUGGUCAUUGACUGGCAUAACUUUGGCUAUUCCAUCCUGGCUUUGAGACUAAGCUCUUCACAUCCGCUCGUCCGAAUAUCUGAAAUCUACGAAUCUGCAUUUUCUCGUCUAGCAACAUCUCAUCUCGCAGUCACUAAUUCCAUGUGUCGAACGCUUGCAGUUGAGCACAAUGUCUCUGCCUCUCCCCUACACGACCGACCGGCUCCCAUCUUUCAGCCUCUGACAUCGACGGAACGCUCAGACUUCCUCUCUCGUUUGAGUGAGACGGCACAAUAUGCACAAGACAUCCAGAAAGGUACCUGGAAGCUCGUCGUCAGCUCCACUUCCUGGACCCCUGACGAAGACUUCUCCAUUCUUCUGGAUGCCCUCGUGAGCUACUCAGCAGCAGCAACUCGUGACUUCCGAUUACCCAGAGUACUAGCCAUCAUCACAGGCAAAGGACCCCAGAAAGAGUAUUACCUCUCAAAAAUCAACGCACUUUGUCAAGCCAAACAACUCCAGAACGUCGUCGUACAAACGGCCUGGCUCAGUACCGCAGACUAUGCGCUGCUCCUCGGAGCAGCUGAUCUUGGCGUGUCACUGCACACUUCAUCAUCGGGCGUGGAUUUGCCCAUGAAAGUCGUGGACAUGUUUGGCACAGGACUGCCAGUACUAGGCUGGAGUGACUUUGAAGCUUGGUCGGAGCUUGUCAAGGAAGACUUCAACGGCAGAGGCUUCACGAGCGCGAAGCAGCUAUCAGAGCAAUUAGCGGAAUUAUUCGGAGACGACGGUAGUCUCCUAAAACGGCUGAGAGACGGUGCAGAGAAGGAAUGCACGCAUCGCUGGGACGACGAAUGGGAUAUCGUGGCUGGAAAAAUGUUCGGGCUUGUGAACUAGUACCCGAAAUAAAAGUACAUAUUGUCCAUCAUCCGUCGCCGUGGAACAUGCUGGCUUUGUUUGCCUUUGAUGUAUCCCUAAGUAUGACUAUGCUACACAAUUCGCUCAACGAUGACGCCGUAAUGCAUGCCAAACUCAUCCAAUCUAUGAACUAACGCACAUAUGCUUCCAUCAAGCC
Molecule: messenger RNA, 1661 nt
Organism: Pseudovirgaria hyperparasitica
Lineage: Eukaryota; Fungi; Ascomycota; Dothideomycetes; Acrospermales; Acrospermaceae
Product: beta-1,4-mannosyltransferase
Exons: 2
Coding region: 38-1483 (481 amino acids)
Cellular component (GO): endoplasmic reticulum
Molecular function (GO): mannosyltransferase activity
Source: RefSeq, a predicted model, not a curated record